Molecule: messenger RNA, 886 nt
Organism: Hymenoscyphus albidus
Lineage: Eukaryota; Fungi; Ascomycota; Leotiomycetes; Helotiales; Helotiaceae
Source: the annotation of a GenBank genome assembly
AUGGCAAAGGGAGAAAGUUCAUGCGACAAGCCUACACCAGCAGAAGAGGAGCAAAUGGCAUCUCAAAGCAUGGAAGACAACCUCGCCCUCUCCACGAUCCAUACUACCGCGCAAUCAACAAGUGAGCCCACAGACCCAUAUCACAACGAAGUCAUCAUUUCACUCGAAGAACUCUCCUUCAAGGAAGAUGAGCCUUCUUCAGAAUUAGUCAAAGAUGCAAGCUCCCUUACGGUACCAAAGGCUGAAUCAAAUAGCCGCCUAAGUCAACUUCCGACCGAGGUUAUCAUUAAAGUUAUGGGAUACCUCAAUCCUGUUUCCGCAGUUUGUUUGUCUCUGGCAGCACGAAAGUUCCAGAAUAUCUACUACACUUUCAGUCGGUCCCCAUUGCCAAUUAAAUUGGAAAGUAAAAGUGAGGAGGAAGUUCCGCUGUAUGUACUUGUUAAUACUUGGAUGGAGAGAAUGGGAUUCACGGUAUGUAACAUUUUAACAACUACUAUUUCAUACUAGCGAUGAACUAGCUCAUUGCUUAACUCUAUAUUGAACAAUUAAAAAUCACGCUAACUCAUUGCAGUUGGUUGUCGCGGAGCUUUUUGGCCUUGAAUAUCGUGGAGAUAUUAAAUGGACAAUGUGGGAGGAAACUUCUCUAUUCAAACUUCUACGUCUUGUAGAUAUCAAGGACGAGGCUUUAGCAAAGGAAUAUACUAAGAGAUGUACGGAGACUGCUCUCGAUGAUCUCGAUGACCCUGUUUUUAGUAUCCUUUGGGGCGAAUUUGAUUUUGAGUAUUUUAUAUGGCAGAUUGGAGUGGGCAGUCCUGUUCCGGGCCGCGAUCAAUUAUGGGCAUCAAUAUAUGAAUACUAUGAGAGACGAAAAGAGAUAUUUGAGUGA